ACCUACUCAACCAUCCAUCAUUCUCCCAGCCAAAGACCACGAAAACCGAAACCUCAAAACAGGACCCGAAGAAGCAAAAGAAUCCGCAAGAAUGUCCCUCCAAACCCCCCGCAUCCUCCCCUCGCACCUCCACGCCUUCCACCCCAACACCGCCAACGGGCCCCGCUCAACGAACACCGUGCGCCUACUGGGCACAGUGACGAGCCUGCGCGGCGACACGGCGACCAUCACGUGCGGGAACCACGGGGAUGUGACGAUGCUGUUGAAGUCCGAUGCGCAUUUGCAGAUGGGGAGGGUGGUGGAGGUUGUUGGGAAGGUGGUUGACUUGGAGGGUGGGGCUGGUAUUGGGCUAAGACUGCUCGCAAACUUCGACUGGGGGAAUCCUGCUGAUGUUGACUACAAAAUCUACGAAAAACUCGUCGACGUCACACAUCGGUAUCCGGAGAUCUUCUACGACACGGGCGAUGCUUAUUGAACCUACCCUACCUUCCGUGGUUAAUACUGAGAGUUUGGGUGAAACCAAGCGGUUGUUGAGUUGAGUGGAUAGUGUCAAUCAAAAUAAAUAUACCCCGUCUUGUUGAGAUUUGAUGUGCGUUGUGAUAACAGGUAGUGCAUUUACGAUC
Molecule: messenger RNA, 623 nt
Organism: Aspergillus candidus
Lineage: Eukaryota; Fungi; Ascomycota; Eurotiomycetes; Eurotiales; Aspergillaceae
Product: putative ssDNA binding protein Ssb3
Exons: 3
Coding region: 92-475 (127 amino acids)
Biological process (GO): double-strand break repair via homologous recombination; nucleotide-excision repair; DNA replication
Cellular component (GO): nucleus; site of double-strand break; DNA replication factor A complex
Molecular function (GO): damaged DNA binding; single-stranded DNA binding
Source: RefSeq, a predicted model, not a curated record